Messenger RNA from Galeopterus variegatus (Sunda flying lemur), 2050 nucleotides. It is a transcript of the gene SLC9B2, whose product is annotated as solute carrier family 9, subfamily B (NHA2, cation proton antiporter 2), member 2. Bases 252 to 1865 code for a protein of 537 amino acids. The record is from RefSeq and is a predicted model, not a curated record. The transcript is spliced from 13 exons. Gene Ontology annotation, molecular function: antiporter activity. Gene Ontology annotation, biological process: proton transmembrane transport. Gene Ontology annotation, cellular component: membrane. NCBI's taxonomy places the organism in Eukaryota, Metazoa, Chordata, Mammalia, Dermoptera, Cynocephalidae.
CAGCGGGGGUGUGGAGAAGGCGGGGUGUCUCAGCGUGCACCCAGUUAUCUGCAAUAAUUGUAGCCUCGGGCUCCUCCUGGCACGAUGCGCCGACCGGGAAACCCAGCGCGCCGCGGCUAGAACAGGCUCCAGCGCCUCCCCGGCAGGCCUUUUAGCCCAUUUCCUAAUAGAUCGGGCGGAGACGAGUCGCCUGCGCGGGAGACCGCCAGAUAUUGUUCCUCUUCCCUCUACCAUCUUCUUAAUUAUAAAUCAUGGGGAAUGAAGAUGAAACAAUUGAAUGUCAAGAUUCAGAAGCAUCCACAGGGAUGAAUCACCCACCCCCUGCGCAUCAAGAAACGCAGGAGGAGACAGUUAUCAACCUCAAAGGUGUAAAUGGAAAUGAACCAACAGAAGGAAGUAACCUUUUGAAUAGCAGUGAAAAAAAACUACAAGAAACUCCAACUGAAUCAAAUCACUUACAAAGACUGAGACAAACAUUGGCUUGCCCUCCACAUGGUUUACUGGACAGAGUAAUAACAAAUGUUACCAUGGUUGUUCUUCUAUGGGCUGUGGUUUGGUCAGUUACCGGUAGUGAAUGUCUUCCUGGAGGAAACCUAUUUGGAAUCAUAAUUCUAUUCUACUGUGCUGUCAUUGGAGGUAAACUUCUGCAGCUCAUUAAGAUACCUACAUUGCCUCCACUGCCUCCUCUUCUUGGCAUGCUGCUUGCUGGGUUUCUCAUCAGAAAUAUCCCCGUCAUCAGUGAUAAUGUACAGAUCAAGCACAAGUGGUCUUCCUCUUUGAGAAGCAUAGCCCUGUCCAUCAUAUUGGUUCGUGCUGGCCUUGGGCUGGAUUCCGAGGCCCUGAAGAAGUUGAAGAGUGUCUGUGUCAGACUCUCUUUGGGUCCCUGUCUUGUGGAGGCAUGCGCAUCUGCUCUUCUUGCCCACUUUCUAAUGGGUUUACCAUGGCAAUGGGGAUUUAUACUGGGUUUUGUUUUAGGUGCUGUAUCUCCAGCUGUUGUGGUGCCUUCGAUGCUCCUUUUGCAGGGAGGAGGCUAUGGUGUUGAAAAGGGUGUCCCAACCUUACUCAUGGCUGCUGGCAGCUUCGAUGACAUUCUGGCCAUCACUGGCUUCAACACAUGCUUGGGCAUAGCCUUUUCCACAGGCUCUACAGUUUUUAAUGUCCUCAAAGGACUUUUGGAGGUGGCAAUUGGUGUGGCAACUGGAUCUCUUCUUGGAUUUUUUAUUCAGUACUUUCCAAGCAGUGACCAGAGAAAACUUGUGUGGAAGAGAGCAUUCCUUGUUUUGGGGUUCUCUGUGCUAGCUGUGUUCAGCAGCGUGUAUUUUGGUUUCCCUGGAUCAGGAGGACUGUGCACAUUGGUCAUGGCUUUCCUUGCAGGCAUGGGAUGGAGCAGCAAAAAGGCUGAGGCUGAAAAGAUAAUUGCAGUUGCCUGGGACAUUUUUCAGCCCCUUCUUUUUGGACUGAUUGGAGCAGAGGUAUCUAUUGCAUCUCUCAGACCAGAAACUGUUGGACUUUGUGUUGCCACCCUGGGCAUUGCAGUAUUGAUACGAAUUUUGACUACAUUUCUGAUGGUGUGUUUUGCUGGUUUUAACAUGAAAGAGAAGAUAUUUAUUUCUUUUGCAUGGCUUCCAAAGGCCACAGUCCAGGCUGCAAUAGGAUCUGUGGCUUUGGACACAGCAAGAGCACAUGAAGAGAAACAGUUAGAAGCAUAUGGAAUGGAUGUUUUAACAGUGGCAUUUUUGGCCAUCCUCAUCACAGCCCCAAUUGGAAGCCUACUUAUUGGUCUGCUGGGCCCCAGGCUUCUCCAGAAAGUUCAACAUCAAAAUAAAGAGGAAGAAGUUCAAGGAGAGACUUCUAUACAAGUUUAGAGGGAGCUUGGGAAUUCCGUUAGAGGAACUUGAUGGACCACUUUGCGGACCGAAAACACAAAGCUUCUGGGCCCCCUUCAACCAGAGCAGCUCUGCUUUCGUUUGUUUCAUACGCAAGUUUUCACAUGAUUUCAUCUGCAAAAAAAUAAAUAAAUAAAAUAAAAAAGGUUUUUAUAUUGAUAACA